UUGACGACACCCGAGAUCUUGUGAGAAGAAAGGUCUGGCCUCCUUCUUUGCUACAGUGUGUACCGGUAUUGUGGUUUGUGGUAUUGUAUCGUACAGGUAUCAUAUUUCGUUUGUUGGGUACCAUGAGCCUCUUCUAUGAUCGAGAGAAGCAGAGAAGGACUGAUCGAGAGAGACUGGAGAAUAUCUUUCAGGCGUUGUUCGAACUUCGCCAAGGCGACGAUGUGGACAUUGCCAAUGCUGAAGAGGAACGGGUAGCUACUUCUACUCCCAUCAUUGAUAGUAGUAGCAAUAAUGAUGAAGGAUCCGAACGCCACAUCCAGUUACUCGAGCAAGCCCUGGAAGUGCUAGAAGGACAGAACGACUUCUGCCUGGAUCUGUUUCCCGAGUCAUACCGUGCCGAUGAGGAUGACAUUGUCGCCCACUACAUUCCUCUCAAUCUGCUGUUGAUGGCGGGUGCCACGGAACAAAUGAUUGCCCGCGUCUGCCGUUGGAACAGGGAGCAACUCACGUGUCGACGGGAUACCGGCCAUCCGCCACUUCAUUUUGCCUUGCAUCGUUACCAAAGGAACCGAGUCAAUCCCCACCAUUCCUAUUGGAUUCGUGACGACGCCAUUCUGGAAGUGGCACGCCAAGGUGGCCCCGACGUACUCUCCUGUUUUGAUAUACUGGGAAACUAUCCGUUAUCUCUGGCUCUGCAACACCAAAGUGACAAUCAUGAAUUUGUGCAACAGUUGAUUGAUCUCUAUCCGGCCAUUUGUGAUGGGUGUCACAAGGACAACUGUGGGAGUAUUCCUCUGGGAACCGCCAUUGCCUACCAGGCGCACCGAAACGUCAAACAGCUCUUGAUAAAUCGACUACGAUUCAGUUUGCCACGCAGUCACAAUGCACAAGAACUUGUCUUGUCCUUGUGGGAUUGCACCAACGAGGAGGAAGCAGUAGUCAAUCCAACCGGCAAUUUGAUCGAUGCACAGACAGCCCAAGAUAUCUUGGCAGUCGUCUUGCCACAGUUCCAGUCAGUGACACUCGAAUGUGACGGGUGGACGGAUGAUGGUCUGGACGUGUUCUUGCGCCAUUUUCCAUCGAUGCGUCCUUCUACCGUGUCUCCAACCAAAGUGGCGGCAAUCAAGUGUCAUUUGACUUUGCCGUACCAUCAAAUCUCUCGAGGUCAACCACACGUACGGAAACUCUUUAGCAAUUUUUUGAUACAGACGUUAACGGGCCGCUUGAAACUGGACCCGUGUGAAUGGGACGAGACAAGCCCAUCAGCAAAUCAGCAUGGUGAUACAGACGACAAUCAUCCUCAUCACCAUGCAUCACUGCUGGACGCAUUGGCCAAUGGUAUCAGGCUCAAUCAUCGGCAAAACACGAACCAGCUCCAAGAGGUACAGAUCACCGGUCUAUGCCUUCCCGACGUUCCAUGCCUACUCGAAUAUCUUCUCGGUGACGCUACUCCCACGACCCUAAACUUGUUUGAUCUGAAACUACUCAACAGCAGCAACACGCACAUUGAUUUGAACUUGAACGACGACGAAAGACCAAUCAACAGUCAUCUCCGACAUUUGAAUUUGCGCAAUCCCGGAAAGGGGUCGUACUUGGUAUUGAGUCCGAUAUUACGAGGUCUCGGCAAGCUGCCACAACUGAAAUCACUCUGUCUUACAUCCAACCCAUGGGAUGGUAAAAAUUGCGGGGAUCCGAGCAAGGAAUCCCCGAUCCUGACGAAUGCCUUGGUCGAGCUCGUACAACAAGCACCAAGUCUCCAAGAAUUGACCAUGGUGGGCUACGAAACCGACCAUGCACGGCUCGCCACGGCUUUACAACGCAACACCACACUCCAACAAUUGUUUGUGCGCGACUCUACAUUCUACAAGACAACCGACCCCAUCUGGCUGGAUCUGUUACAGCAUCACAAUGCCACUCUCCAGCGGUUGGACAUUACUGUUCAUGCCAACAAUCCCAAACUAUACUACUAUUUGACAUUGAAUGCACUGGGGAGAGCCACGUGUCGCAAUCCGCAAACGCCCGUCUCCAAGUUGAUCCAACUGCUGCUGGGUGUUCCUCAGCGGCACGACGAUACUGUCGCGGCACACGUAUACGUUUACGGCUUGUUGCGCGAGACACCCAGCAUUUGGUGCUCCUCUUUCCGAGAAGAACGGCUCUACUAGCUCGCUAAAGUUUUUGAUUGGCAUACGAUAGUCUAGCUAUAUGAUUUUAUGUAAUCUCUAAGGAAGACUCACAAGCGUACCGGUAGUCGAGAGAACUUGGAGGAACCUUCCAUAGUUCAAGCA
This is a messenger RNA of Seminavis robusta, 2285 nucleotides long. Lineage: Eukaryota; Bacillariophyta; Bacillariophyceae; Naviculales; Naviculaceae. The record is from the annotation of a GenBank genome assembly.